UCCUCACACACGAUGCGUUUCUCCCUUGCAAUCAUCCUCGCCGUCGCAGCAUCAUCAAUCUCCGCUACGCCCAUUGACGCGAACACCGCAAAAUGUCCCUUCUUUUGCGAUAGUGAACUAGAUUGCCAGGUCUGCCCUGCAUGGCAGGAAUAUUUUUUCUGCAUAGUGAAUUGUGUUUCUGCUUUUACAUUGGCCGUUGGAACUAUUAUCAGUCUACGACGCAGUGUCAGUGACUGUGUAGGCAAGCGCAGAAUUAUAGAUGUGGCUGUAGAUUAUAGAUGGACUUGUAGAAUCUUAUAGAUGGGCCCGGGCCUAACUUUGACUUUGACUCAUCUCAACGAUAAUACUGCAUCCAUCUCUUCCAAGACAUCUCCUUGGAAGGAGGAGAGGGUGUUGGUCGGACAUGGAAGCGAGCGCAGG
Molecule: messenger RNA, 420 nt
Organism: Suillus subaureus
Lineage: Eukaryota; Fungi; Basidiomycota; Agaricomycetes; Boletales; Suillaceae
Exons: 4
Coding region: 13-300 (95 amino acids)
Source: RefSeq, a predicted model, not a curated record